Messenger RNA from Dentiscutata heterogama, 258 nucleotides. Lineage: Eukaryota; Fungi; Glomeromycota; Glomeromycetes; Diversisporales; Gigasporaceae. The record is from the annotation of a GenBank genome assembly.
AUGAGUGUAAUUUUGGACAUUAAGGUGUUGCGAGUGUAUAGAAAUGAUGUUGGAAAGAGGGAUAUCAAAAAUCAUAAUUACUUUGAAUCUAGUGAUUUCAAUGAUUUCAAUGAAAUUGGUAGAGAAAAGAUUGCAUGCAAAAAUUUUACAAGGCCUGAAGAUAAAAUAUUAGUCAAUGAGAUAAAACAACACAUUACAGUUAAUGAUCAUGAAAACAUUGUCAAAUUCUUAGGAAUUACAGCAUGUAAGAUAUAUUAA